CUCGGGUGAGGACGUUUCCUCAGACCGCCGUCUCUGGGCCGAGGUGCCGGCUGAACGAGGAGGGCCGUCCACUACCUUUCAGACGAGGGUACCCUAGAAGCUUCGUCUUCAACGUCCUGCCACGAUCUGGAACGCCGCGCCGCCGACUCACUGAACACGAUCGAUUCUGCCGACACACCGACUCGCGGUGUUGAUGUCCGACGCAGUUCCAGACCGGGACAAAGGGCCGACGGAGGAGCCGGAGCCGCACGAGCUGCACUGCGUCCACCGGCCGGGUCAGUCGACAGAGCGGGUGGUCCAACAGUGUGUGGACGGUACUGAGCUCUGUCCACCGGAGCCGACCACGGCGGAGGCGGCGAAUAUCAGAUGGAGAUGACAGAUGUGCGUGAAGACCUGGCCGCCCUUCGCCGGGAGGUGGCCGCACUGAGCAAAGUGGUGGCCAAAGUCCAGGGGGAGUACGCCGCACUUCACGGUGCGAUGGUCCGCCUGGAGCAGGCAGUUAUCGAGGAGCGGACCACUCGCCAGACCGUGGUGGAGGAUCUGCGGCAGGAGGUCCGCCGGCGAGCGGCGCCAUCCGGCCGUCCCCAGGGUAGGGCUAGAAAACUUGCCAAUGACGUCACGGUACAGACGGAGCCCCAGCCAUCGGCAGUCAGUGACGUCACGGUACAGACGGAGCCGCAGCCACCGGCACACAGUGAUACCACAGUGCUGAGAGAGGCGCUAAGGACCGUGACGACGUUCGACGCUCCGUCAGCCCUUGGCGAGGAUCAGCUGACGGCGCUCCUGCAGAGUCUUCCCCGCUUGGAGGAGCUGACCGUCAGGGUCCCGUCCUUCGGAACGGGGCGGUGGCUGCGGCUGCUGCCGACGUCACUGAGGACGCUAUACGUUGCCGGGCCGGAGGUGACGAAGUCGAUGUGGCCUGGACGGUACGGGAGUGGUCUGUCAGUAUCUCUCCAGGGAGUGGCUGCCGACACCAUCAGUCACCUGGCCACGGAGCUGGGGUCACGGAUUACCCUACUAGUCACGGAUGCACAAGUGACUACUAUCCCAAGUCAACUUCGUGGUGCCAUCAUCAGGGUGGGCCCAAACACUGUCAUCCUUCCGGCCGGAGUCGGUGACAGCGAGCUGACGAAGCUGCGGAGCUCACGGGAGACUGUGAAACGCCUGUCAGUCUCCGCCGCCGACCUCCCGCGACUGAGGGGACAGCUGCCGGAGGGUCUCAGCUUCCUCAAUGUCAGAGGGCCGGAGGUGACGGAGCCGAGGUGGCCGGAAUUAAACCCGUUGGUUCGUGGUCUGUCAGUGUCGCUCCAGGGGGUGGCUGCCGACACCAUCAGCCGCCUGGCUGACCUGGGACGGACGGUCACAGUACUGGAGAUAUACGGUGAGCAGCGGCAGCACGGACAGACCGCUGAUAUACGGGCUCAGUGAAUGGCGGACACCGAGUAACGGUGUGCCGUUGUCGGACCUCAUGGAGACAGGUGUGAUACAUAGCCAAUGUGCUUUACGAAAUAAUGAAGCUAACUGAGCUCCAAAAUGGAGGAGGACUGUUCACUCAGUGACAUAUUCGUUCAGAGUUAGUUGAUCAUACUCAUAACAAUUGUGUUGCACUGUUCAAUUAACACGCGCAGUGGAAGGGUUGCGAGUACUACGCCCAGUGGAAGGGGGGGGGGGGGCGGAUGUCGCCCCCCCCUAAGAUCUCAGCUCCCACUGGAGCUAGAAAGACGAAAUUUGGAGGGUAGGUGAAGGCCAUGGGGAACUCUGUUGUGUGUGAAUUUCAUGACCCUAGGUCAAUAUCUUCAAGGUCAAAUGAGGUCAAAUGUGGUCAAAUCUGCCAUAUUAGCGACUUUUUUGCGUUUACACGCCGAUAACUCAAAAAGUUACCGGCCGAUUUUUUUAAUGUUUCAUUAUACGAAAGAGCAAACAUUUGUGAGUAUGUAUGGUGAAUUUCUAGAUAAUCCAAC
Molecule: messenger RNA, 1961 nt
Organism: Amphibalanus amphitrite
Lineage: Eukaryota; Metazoa; Arthropoda; Thecostraca; Balanomorpha; Balanidae
Exons: 7
Coding region: 367-1428 (353 amino acids)
Source: RefSeq, a predicted model, not a curated record